Closterium sp. NIES-65 is the source of this 6147-nucleotide messenger RNA. The record is from the annotation of a GenBank genome assembly. NCBI's taxonomy places the organism in Eukaryota, Viridiplantae, Streptophyta, Zygnematophyceae, Desmidiales, Closteriaceae.
GUUGCACCAACAAUUCUCCCGCUUUCCAUCACCCCGCUCCAUUGUCCCGCUUUCCACUACCCCGCCCAAUUCUCCCUCUUUCCAUCACCCCUCCCCAUUCUCCCUCUUUCCAUCACCCCGCCCCAUUCUCCCGCUUUCCAUCACCCCGCCCCGUUCUCCCUCUUUCCAUCACCCCGCCCCAUUCUCCCGCUUUCUAUCACCCCGCCCCAUUUUCCCGCUUUCCAUCACCCCUUUCCAUUCUCCUGCUUUCCAUCACCCCGCCCCAUUCUCCCGCUUUCCAUCAUCCCGCCCCAUUCUCCCUCUUUCCAUCACCUUGCCCCAUUCUCCCGCUUUCCAUCACCCCGCCCCAUUCUUCCGCUUUCCAUCAUCCCGCCCCAUUCUCCCUCUUUCCAUCACCUCGCCCCAUUCUCCCGCUUUCCAUCACCCCGCCCCAUUCUUCCGCUUUCCAUCAUCCCGCCCCAUUCUCCCGCUUUCCAUCACCCCGCCCCAUUCUCCCGCUUUGCAUCACCCCGCCCCAUUCUCCCGCUUUCCAUCACCCCGCCCCAUUCUCCCGCUUUCCAUCACCCCUCCCCAUUCUCCCUCUUUCCAUCACCCCGCCCCAUUCUCCUGCUUUCCAUCACCCCGCCCCAUUCUCCCGCUUUCCAUCACCCCGCCCCAUUCUCCCUCUUUCCAUCACCCCGCCCCAUUCUCCCGCUUUCCAUCUCCCCACCCCAUUCUCCUGCUUUCCAUCACCCCGUCCCAUUCUCCCGCCUCUUUCCAUCACCCCACCCCAUUCUCCCGCUUUCCAUCACCGCGCCCCAUUCUCCCGCUUUCCAUCACCCCGCCCCCAUUCUCCCGCUUCCCAUCACCCCGCCCCGUUCUCCCACUUUCCAUCACCCCGCCCCAUUCUCCCGCUUUCCAUCACCGCGCCCCAUUCUCCUGCUUUCCAUCACCCCGCCCCAUUCUCCCUCUUUCCAUCACCCCGCCCCAUUCUCCCUCUUUCCAUCACCCUGCCCCAUUCUCCCGCUUUCCAUCACCUCGCCCCAUUCUCCCGCUUUCCAUCACCCCGCCCCAAUCUCCCGGUUUCCAUCACCCCGCCCCAUUCUCCCGGUUUCCAUCACCCUGCCCCAUUCUCUCGCUUUCCAUCACUCUGCCCCAUUCUACCUCUUUCUAUCACCCCGCCCCAUUCUCCCUCUUUCCAUCACCCCGCCCCAUUCUCUCGAUUUCCAUCACCCCGCCCCAUUCUCUCACCUCUUUCCAUCACCCCGCCCCAUUCUCCCGCUUUCCAUCACUCCGCCCCAUUCUCCCGCUUUCCAUCACCCCGCCCCAUUCUCCCGCUUUCCAUCACCCCGCCCCAUUCUCCAACUUUCCAUCACCCCGCCCCAUUCUCCCGCUUUCCAUCAACCCGACCCAUUCUCCCGCUUUCCAUCACCCCGCCCCAUUCUCCCUCUUUCGAUCACCCGCCCCAUUCUCCCGCUUUCCUUCACCCCGCCCCAUUCUUUCGCCUCUUUCCAUCACCCCGCCCCAUUCUCCCGCUUUCCAUCACCCCGCCCCAUUCUCCCGCUUUCCAUCACCCCGCCCCAUUCUCCAGCUUUCCAUCACCCCGCCCCAUUCUCCCUCUUUCCAUCACCCUUCCCCAUUCUCCCUCUAUCCAUCACCCCACCCAAUUCUGCCGCUUUCCAUCACCCCGUCCCAUUCUCCCGCUUUCCAUCACCUCGCCCCAUUCUUUUGCGUUCCAUCACCCCACCCCAUCCUCCCCUCUUUCCAUCAUCCCACCCCAUUCUCCCGAUUUCUAUCACCCCGCCCCAUUCUCCCUCUUUCCAUCACCCCGCCCCAUUCUCCCGCUUUCCAUCACCCCGCCCCAUUCUCCCUCUUUCAAUCAUCCCGCCCCAUUCUCUCGCUUUCCAUCACCCCGCCCCGUUCUCCCGCUUUCCAUCACCCCGCCCCAUUUUCCCGCUUUCCAUCACCCCGCCCCAUUCUCCUGCUUUCCAUCACCCCGCCCCAUUCUCCCUCAUUCCAUCACCCCGCCCCAUUCUCUCGCUUUCCAUCACCCCGCCCCAUUCUCCCGCUUUUCAUCACCCCGCCCCAUUCUCCCGCUUUCCAUCACCCCGUCCCAUUCUCCCUCUUUCCAUCACCCCGCUCCAUUCUCCCGCUUUCCAUCACCCCGCCCUAUUCUCCCUCUUUCCAUCACCCCUCCCUAUUCUCCCUCUUUCCAUCACCCUGCCCUAUUUCCCGCUUUCCAUCACCCCGCCCCAUUCUCCCGCUUUCCAUCACCCCGCCCCAUUCUCCCGCUUUCCAUCACCCCGCCCCAUUCUCCCGCUUUCCAUCACCCCGCUCCAUUCUCCCGCUUUGCAUCACCCCGCCCCAUUCUCCCGCUUUCCAUCACCCCGCCCCAUUCUCCUGCUUCCCAUCACCCCGCCCCAUUCUCCCGCUUUCCAUCACCCCGCCCCAUUCUCCCUCUUUCCAUCACCCCGCCCCAUUCUCCCGCUUUCCAUCUCCCCACCCCAUUCUCCUGCUUUCCAUCACCCCGUCCCAUUCUCCCGCCUCUUUCCAUCACCCCGCCCCAUUCUCCCGCUUUCCAUCACCGCGCCCCAUUCUCCCGCUUUCCAUCACCCCGCCCCCAUUCUCCCGCUUCCCAUCACCCCGCCCCGUUCUCCCACUUUCCAUCACCCCGCCCCAUUCUCCAGCAUUCCAUCACCGCGCCCCAUUCUCCUGCUUUCCCUCACCCCGCCCCAUUCUCCCUCUUUCCAUCACCCCGCCCCAUUCUCCCUCUUUCCAUCACCCCGCCCCAUUCUCCCGCUUUCCAUCACCCCGCCCCAUUCUCCCGCUUUCCAUCACCCCGCCCCAUUCUCCCGCUUUCCAUCACCCCGCCCCAUUCUCCCUGUUUCCAUCACCCCGCCCCAUUCUCCCGGUUUCCAUCACCCUGCCCCAUUCUCUCGCUUUCCAUCACUCUGCCCCAUUCUACCUCUUUCUAUCACCCCGCCCCAUUCUCCCUCUUUCCAUCACCCCGCCCCAUUCUCCCGAUUUCCAUCACCCCGCCCCAUUCUCUCGCCUCUUUCCAUCACCCCGCCCCAUUCUCCCGCUUUCCAUCACUCCGCCCCAUUCUCCCGCUUUCCAUCACCCCGCCCCAUUCUCCCGCUUUCCAUCACCCCGCCCCAUUCUCCAACUUUCCAUCACCCCGCCCCAUUCUCCCGCUUUCCAUCAACCCGACCCAUUCUCCCGCUUUCAAUCACCCCGCCCCAUUCUCCCUCUUUCGAUCACCCGCCCCAUUCUCCCGCUUUCCUUCACCCCGCCCCAUUCUUUCGCCUCUUUCCAUCACCCCGCCCCAUUCUCCCGCUUUCCAUCACCCCGCCCCAUUCUCCCGCUUUCCAUCACCCCGCCCCAUUCUCCCUCCUUCCAUCACCCCGCCCCAUUCUCCCGCUUUCCAUCACCCCGCCCCAUUCUCCCUCCUUCCAUCACCCUGCCCAAUUCUCCCUCCUCCCAUCACCCUGCCCCAUUCUCCCGCUUUCCAUCACCCGCCCCAUUCUCCCUCUUUCCAUCACCCCGCCCAAUUCUCCCGCUUUCCAUCACCCCGCCCCAUUCCCCUGCUUUCCAUCACCCCGCCCCAUUCUCCCGCUUUCCAUCACCCCGCCCCGUUCUCACGCUUUCCAUCACCCCGCCCAAUUCUCCCGCUUUCAAUCACCCCGCCCCAUUCUCCUGCUUUCCAUCACCCCGCCCCAUUCUCCCUCUUUCCAUCACCCCGCCCCAUUCUCACCCCAUUCUCCCGCUUUCCAUCACCCCGCCCCAUUUUCCCGCUUUCCAUCACCCCGCCCCAUUCUCCCGCUUUCCAUCACCCUGCCCCAAUCUCCCGCUUUCCAUCACCCCGCCCCAUUCUCCCUCCUUCCAUCACCCCGCCCCAUUCUCCCGCUUUCCAUCACCCCGCCCCAUUCUCCUACUUUCCAUCACCCAGCCCUAUUCUCCCGCUUUCCAUCACCCCGCCCCAUUCUCCCGCUUUCCAUCACCCCACCCCAUUCUCCCUCCUUCCAUCACCCCGCCCCAUUCUCCCACCUUCCAUCACCCCGCCCCAUUCUCCCGCUUUCCAUCACCCCGCCCCAUUCUCCCUCCUUCCAUCACCCCGCCCCAUUCUCCCUCCUUCCAUCACCCCACCCCAUUCUCCCGCUUUCCAUCACCCCGCCCCAUUCUCCCGCUUCCCAUAACCACACCUCAUUCUCCCGCUUUCCAUCACCCUGCCACAUUCUCCGGCUUUCUAUCACCCCGCCCCAUUCUCCCUCCUUCCAUCACCCCGCCCCAUUCUCCCACUUUCCAUCACCCCGCCCCAUUCUCCCGAUUUCCAUCACCCCGCCCCAUUCUCCCGCUUUCCAUCACCCCGCCCCAUUCUCCCGCUUUCCAUCACCCCGCCCCAUUCUCCCGCUUUCCAUCAUCCCGCCCCAUUCUCCCUCCUUCCAUCACCCCGCCCCAUUCUUCCGCUUCCCAUCAUCCCGCCCCAUUCCCCCGCUUUCCAUCACCCCUCCCAAUUCUCCCUCCUUCCAUCACCCCGCCCCAUUCUCCUGCUUUCCAUCACCCCGCCUCAUUCUCCCGCUUCCCAUAACCCCACCCCAUUCUCCUGCUUUCUAUCACCCCGCCACAUUCUCCCAUUUUCCAUCACCCCGCCCCAUUCCCUCUCCUUCCAUCACCCCGCCCCAUUCUCCCUCCUUCCAUCACCCCGCCCCAUUCUCCCGCUUUCCAUCAGCCCGCCCCAUUCUCCCGCUUUCCAUCACCCCUCCCCUUUCUCCCGCUUUCCAUCUCCCCGCCCCAUUCUCCCGCUUUCCAUCACCCCGCCCCAUUCUCUUGCUUUCCAUCACCCCGCCCCAUUCUCCCGCUUUCCAUCACCCCGCCCCAUUCUCCCGCUUUCCAUCACCCCGCCCCAUUCUCCCUCCUUCCAUCACCCCGCCCCAUUCUCCCGCUUUCCAUUACCCCGCCCCAAUCUCCCUUCUUUUUAUCACCCGGCCCCAUUCUCCCUCAUUCCAUCACCCCGCCCCAUUCUCCCGCUUUCCAUCACCACGCCCCAUUCUCCUGCGUCCCAUAACCCCACCCCAUUCUCCCGCUUUCCAUCACCCCGCCACAUUUUCCCACUUUCCAUCACCCCGCCCCCUUCUCUCUCCUUCCAUCACCCCGCCCCAUUCUCCUGCUUUCCAUCAGCCCGCCCCAUUCUCCCGCUUUCCAUCACCCCGCCCCUUUCUCCCGCUUUCCAUCUCCCCGCCCCAUUCUCCCGCUUUCCAUCACCCCGCCCCAUUCUCCCGCUUUCCACCACCCCGCCCCAUUCUUCCGCUUCCCAUCAUCCCGCCCCAUUCCCCCGCUUUCCAUCACCCCUCCCCAUUCUCCCUCCUUCCAUCACCCCGCCCCAUUCUCCCCCUUUCCAUCACCCGCCCCAUUCUCUCGCUUUCCAUCACCUCGCCCCAUUCUCCCGCUUUCCAUCACCCCGCCCCAUUCUCCCGCUUUCCAUCACCCCGCCCCAUUCUCCCGCUUUCCAUCACCCUGCCCCAUUCUCCCGCUUUCCAUCACCCCGCCCCGUUCUCCCGCUUUCCAUCACCCCGCCCCAUUCUCCCGCUUUCCAUCACUCCGCCCCAUUCUCCCGCUUUCCAUCACCCCGACCCAUUCUCCCACUUUCCAUCACCCCGCCCCAUUCUCCCUCCUUCCAUCACCCCGCCUCAUUCUCCCUCCUUCCAUCACCCCGCCCCAUUCUCCCGCUUUCCAUCACCCCGCCCCAUUUUCCCGCUUUCCAUCACCCCGCCCCAUUCUCCCGCUUUCCAUCACCCUGCCCCAAUCUCCCGCUUUCCAUCACCCCACCCCAUUCUCCCUCCUUCCAUCACCCCGCCCCAUUCUCCCACUUUCCAUCACCCCGCCCCAUUCUCCCGCUUUCCAUCACCCAGCCCCAUUCUCCCGCUUUCCAUCACCCCGCUCCAUUCUCCCGCUUUCCAUCACCCCGCCCCAUUCUCCCUCCUUCCAUCACCCUGCCCCAUUCUCCCGCUUUCCAUCACCAGGCAAGCUCCUGGACAAGGCAAGCUCCUGGACCAGGCAUGCUCGUGGACCAGGCACGCACUUGGUCCAGGCAAGCUCUUGGACCAGGAAGGCUCGUGGACCAAGCACUCUCUUGGACCAGGCAAGCUCCUGGACCAGGCAAGCUCCUGA